Dipodomys ordii (Ord's kangaroo rat) is the source of this 1279-nucleotide messenger RNA. RefSeq names its product cyclin-related protein FAM58B-like. The coding region runs from base 132 to 857 and encodes 241 amino acids. Gene Ontology annotation, molecular function: cyclin-dependent protein serine/threonine kinase regulator activity. The transcript has a single exon. The record is from RefSeq and is a predicted model, not a curated record. Gene Ontology annotation, cellular component: nucleus. Lineage: Eukaryota; Metazoa; Chordata; Mammalia; Rodentia; Heteromyidae. Gene Ontology annotation, biological process: regulation of transcription by RNA polymerase II.
AACAGUUAAAGAUUCUGCCUUGAUGUGGCUUACGUCAGUGCAGUGACAGCAGAGAGCCUUUAAGAACCCCUGGAACUGGCCUUGCUGCUGCUGCUUUUUGGAAGGGAGUCCUGGGGCUGCGUGGUGGCCUCAUGGAGACCCCUCACUCAGAUACCUCUGGAGGGGUGGCAGGGUCGGAGCCCAGGGUGCACUUCCGAGUGACAAGGUUCAUCAUGGAGGCAGGUGUCAAGCUAGCUAUGCGCUCCAUUCCCAUCGCCACUGCCUGCACCAUCUACCAUAAGUUCUUUCGCGAGAUCAGCCUGGAGGCUUAUGACCCUUACCUCGUCGCCAUGUCAUCCAUUUACUUGGCGGGCAAGGUGGAGGAGCAGCAUCUGCGAAUCAGAGACAUCAUCAAUGUAUCCAACAGCUACUUCCACCCAGGCAGCGAGCCCUUGGAGCUGGACUCGCGCUUCUGGGAGCUCCGGGAUAGCGUUGUGCAGUGUGAGCUCCUUGUGCUGAGGGCCCUGCGCUUCCAGGUCUCCUUCCAGCACCCGCACAAGUACCUGCUCCACUAUCUGAUGGCCCUCAAACACUGGCUGAAUCGGUACAGCUGGCAGCGGACUCCUGUUGCCAUCGUGGCCUGGGCCUUGCUGCGGGACAGCUACCACGGGGGGCUGUGCCUUCGCUUCCAGCCUCAGCACCUGGCCGUGGCUGUGCUCUACCUGGCCCUACAGGUCUAUGGAGUAGAAGUCCCUGCUGAGGAGGAGGCCGAGAAGCCAUGGUGGCAGGUGUUUAGUGAAGACCUUACCAAGCCAAUCAUUGAUAACAUUGUGUCUGAUCUCAUUCAGAUUUAUGCCAUGGACACAGAGAUCCCUUAAACCUCUAGUUUUGGCCUGCCCAAAGAAAAGUCCAUGAUGGUUGUUUGCCUGGAAAUAGUGCCAUCACUUUGCUGCCAUGCCUAGUGCCCUGAGGACCAGCAAGGAGGACUGGUUAUGCUGGUGAAGGUGAUGACACACUGUUGCUUUGACUGUCCCUAGCAGCAUGGUCCAGACAUUGUGAGGAGCUGUGCCUCCUCUGUGCAAGGAGCUCACAGUGUGCUGCUGUCUGAGGUGGCAGCAUUCCCUUUGUUCUUCGAGAAGACUGACUGCAACCAAGAUGUGAGCUCACUGACUGGAGAGUCAAAGAACAGAUGGGACUUCAUCCCUAGGGAUCUUUUUAAAGCCAGAUUUAUAAUAAGUGUGAAUAUGCAACACAGAUGCAAUUUUGUUUGUGUAAUUAAAAAAUGGUACAAAUCAAAAAU